Messenger RNA from Populus euphratica (Euphrates poplar), 2236 nucleotides. It is a transcript of the gene NCED4, whose product is annotated as nine-cis-epoxycarotenoid dioxygenase 4. Lineage: Eukaryota; Viridiplantae; Streptophyta; Magnoliopsida; Malpighiales; Salicaceae. Gene Ontology annotation, biological process: carotene catabolic process. Bases 104 to 1942 code for a protein of 612 amino acids. The transcript has a single exon. Gene Ontology annotation, molecular function: carotenoid dioxygenase activity. The record is from RefSeq and is a predicted model, not a curated record. Gene Ontology annotation, cellular component: chloroplast stroma.
AAAACAAAUAAAACUUAUUAUAAAUAAACUCAAUCCCAGAAAUCAUUUAUUCUUCAGCUUCCUUCCUACCUUUUAAUGCAGUUAACGAAUUGAAGGCAACAAAAUGGAUGCCUCAUCGUCCUCUUUCCUCUCUGCAAUACAAACUUCAAAGCUCCUCACCGGUACCAUGGCAAUGAGCAUUCCGAAAUCUGCUGUCACAACCACACCAUCAUUUCUAUCUCGUCAUCUUCCUUCCCUCAAUGUAUCAUCAGUUAGAAUUGAAGAGAAACCCCAGAACUCAACUACAAGACCUACCACCAGCAGAACUUCACGCCCUGCAUCAUCAACAACAACCUUGCCUGCUGCAACAAAACCAACACCAUCGACAAGGAAAUCUCCUGCAAAUGAUAGACGAGUUGUAGUGCCAAACCAGCCCACCAUGAUGUUUAAUGUAUUGGAAGGCGUCAUCAACAACUUCAUAGACCCUCCGCUUCGGCAAUCAGUUGAUCCUAGAUAUGUACUUAGUGAUAACUUUGCUCCAGUUGAUGAACUUCCUCCAACUGAGUGUGAGGUAAUCCAUGGAUCUCUACCAUCAUGCCUUGAUGGUGCAUACAUCCGAAAUGGCCCUAAUCCUCAGUACCUCCCUCGAGGACCUUACCAUUUAUUUGAUGGUGAUGGCAUGCUUCACUCCAUCAGGAUCUCCCAGGGGAAAGCCACUCUCUGCAGUCGCUACGUCAAGACUUACAAAUAUACCAUGGAGCGAGAUGCUGGGGCUCCAGUUCUUCCAAAUGUGUUCUCUGGAUUCAAUGGACUUGCUGCCUCCGCAGCUCGUGGUGCUCUCUCUGCUGCUCGAAUUCUGACUGGUCAAUUUAAUCCAGUUAAUGGUAUUGGUCUAGCAAACACUAGCUUGACUUAUUUUGGCAACCGACUCUACGCCCUUGGCGAGUCGGAUCUACCUUAUGCUGUGCGUUUGACAUCAAAUGGAGACAUAGAGACGCUGGGUCGUCAUGAUUUUGAUGGAAAGCUGCUGAUGAGCAUGACUGCUCACCCCAAGAUAGACUUGGAGACAGGGGAGGCCUUUGCUUUCAGAUAUGGUCCCGUCCCUCCAUUUCUAACAUACUUUCACUUCGAUGGAAAUGGAAAGAAACAACCAGAUGUUCCCAUAUUUUCCAUGACGAGACCUUCUUUCCUCCAUGACUUUGGAAUUAGCAGCAAGUAUGCUAUAUUUGCCGACAUACAGAUUGGGAUGAACCCCAUGGAAAUGAUAUUUGGAGGUGGCUCCCCGGUGGGUUCGGACCCAGCAAAAGUAUGCAGGCUUGGAAUCAUCCCUCGAUACGCAACGGAUGAAUCAGAGAUGAAAUGGUUCGAUGUGCCAGGGUUCAACAUCAUACACGCUAUCAAUGCAUGGGAUGAGGAGGAUGCCGUAGUCAUAUUAGCACCAAACAUUUUAUCAGUAGAACACACACUGGAGCGAAUGGACCUUAUCCAUGCCUUGGUUGAGAAAGUGAGAAUAGACUUGAAAACAGGCAUAGUUACAAGAAACCCGGUUUCAGCUAGAAACCUGGACUUUGGGGUGAUUAACCCAGCUUAUUUAGGGAAGAAGAACAGAUUCGUGUACGCGGCAAUAGGUGACCCUAUGCCAAAGAUAUCAGGGGUGGUGAAGCUGGAUGUUUCCAAAGGAGCGCGGCAGGAAUGUACGGUGGCUAGCAGGAUAUAUGGGCCAAGAUGCUAUGGUGGCGAGCCUUUCUUUGUAGCAAGGGAGCCUGAGAAUCCAGAGGCAGAGGAAGAUGAUGGGUACGUGGUGUCAUAUGUUCAUGAUGAGAUAGCAGGAGAGUCCAAGUUCUUGGUGAUGGAUGCAAGAUCACCAGGGCUUGAUAUUGUGGCUGCCGUAAGGUUACCUCGGCGGGUUCCUUACGGCUUCCAUGGACUUUUUGUGAAGGAAAGUGACCUGAAAAAGCUCUAGCCAGCAACCAGAAGCAGGCUGCAGGACAUACGGUAGUUACUUUUACGUGAAGAAACACUAAAUGCAUAUGGAUUGAAAUUACAAACAAUCUUCAGCACAGGAUUAAACUGUAUGCAAUGGGUACCCACAAUGUCACAUGUAAAGUUUGAUGACACUUCCCUAAAAACCCGCUUGUUAUCUUUCAAGUUCGGAUAAAAUUAUAGAUUCCAACAUAAAAGGAUAGCGGAUUGCGUCUAAAUUGGAUGGAAGAAGAAGGGAAGAUAAAUAAAUUUUAGAAGUUCUUGUUUCUUUGAA